UGCGCUUACAAAAAAAAAAGCCCCAGAACCACAACAACAACAUUUCACCUUCUUUUCCUCCUCGUAAGCCAAAAUGCUGGAGCCCGUUUGAGCGAGCAUGGAGCGCGUCCGCCCGUCGAGUGCAACGACCGUCGGUGGCGACGCGAGCCGACUUUAAAAUACAGCCGAAGGAAAAAAAGAAGGGAGAAAGAAAGGAGAGAGAAAAAGAACCGAAGCAUGGCAGUGCGGGAAGACGGCGAGCUCAUCCAGCGCAGCGGUAAGAGCAGGCAGCAGCAGCACGACGGCGCCGCCUCCGCGUCCGCCGCCGAGAGCCUGAGGAACGGCUACGUGAAAGGCUGCGUGACGCCGCUGAGGCAAGACGGCGAGCGCGGGCUGUUGGCUCACGCGUGCCGCCUGUGCGGCGCCUCGGAGCCGCUGCGGGCCUGGGCGGCCUGCGCUGGGGGAGCCCUGGCUGCUCUCGCCGCCGCGUGGCUGCUGGUGACUGCUUCGUCGUCAUCGUCAACGUCGCGUUGGAGCUCGGCGGCGACGGCGCUGCGGGCUUUCACGGCCGACGCGUGGCACUCGGCGAGCCCGCUGUUCAGCAUCGGCUGCGCCUACUUCUUCCUCACGCUCUACCUGCGGCGGGCCGAGCGGGAGAGCGGCCGCGGCUGGCUGCUCGCUCUGCCCGCGUCCUGCCACCUCGGGGACUGGCUCCUGGCGCGCUUCGUGGAGAACGAGGAUACGGAGGAAGAAGCCCAGGUGGUGACGGCGAGCCGACUGCCUCUCGCGCUAGCCUGCGCCGGCUUGCUCACGCUGGCACCCGCGGCUCUCCGGCUCCGCCACAGCGUGCUGGCUCUCGCGCUGGCCGCCGCCGCCUGGCUCGUGGCGCUCGGCGGGCUGGGCCGCGUGCCGCCCGCACUCAGGCCCGCGCUCGCCGCGCUGGCGGGGACGGGAGGCGCCGCGCUCGCGCUCGCCUUCGAGAGGCGCUACCCGGCGCGACAGGCCAUGAGCGGCGCCGGAGCUGACGAGAAGGUGCCCGUGGUGCGGCCGCGGAGGAGGUCGAGCUGCGCCGCGCUUGGAGAGGCGACCGGCGCAUGUUACGGAGGAGCCUGGAAGAUGCCUCGCCGGCCUUCGCUGCCCUGCAUAUCCAGAGAGCAGAUGAUCCUUUGGGACUGGGACCUAAAACAAUGGUACAAGCCGCAGUAUCAGGGCGCUGCCUUCGGGAAUGGUGUGGACCUCUCUGUAAUAAAUGAAGCCAGGAGCCUGGUGGCGGAGCUGCUGAUGGACUCCUCUCUCUCUCCGCAUGUUCUAUCCUCGCUGCGCAGUGUGAGCAGCCUGAUGGGUGCCUUCUCGGGUUCCUGCCGGCCACGUGUUAAUCCCUUCACCCCGUUUCCGGGCUUUUAUCCCUGUGCCGAGAUGGAGGACCCCUCUGAGAGGGCCGAGAGGAAACCCCCUAAGGGCUUGAGCAGCAGGAACAGUCUGCCCACUCCUCAGCUGAGACGGAGCUCUGCCUCCUCCUCCCUGCCUCCUCUGGAGACGCUCUCAUCCCCUCGGUGGGAGCGCAGUAACGGAAAGAGGCCUCACACUGAGCUCAGCAGCGGCAGUGUUUCUAGCAGUCAGGGGUCUUUCUCCAAUGGUCCCAACAGCAACCUGCUGACCAUCCCCAAACAGAGAUCAUCCUCUGUAACACUGUCAUAUGGUCACACCAUCCCCAGAAGACCAGGUGCAUCUCCAAGCCUGAGUCCUGUCAGUUCACCAAGCCACAGUCCACCCGGCGCUCCCAGCUCCACACUGGUCACCCGCUCCCCAGUGGAGUUCCCCGACACAGCCGACUUCCUCACCAAGCCCAGCGUCAACCUGCACAAGCCGCUGGGCUACACACUCAGCUCACCAGACUUCCAGCAGUACCGCAGCCCUGCCUCGACCCUGCUCUGCACCAGCUGUGGGCGGCAGAUGGUGAAGGGCGGAUCCAGCAUGGAAGCGAGCGAGAGUCACCUGCCGUCAGCAACCGAUAUGCAGAGGAGACGCUCAGCUGAGGGGCCAGAGUAUGGCGGGGAUGGCCUUAUCAGGGAGGAGAGCGUGGAGGCAGAGGCUCAAGGAGAAGGCACUGCAGCUGCUGGAAAGGCCAUAGAGCGAGGGCAGCCUGAGGAAGAGGUGGAGGAGGAGGAACGCUCCAGUGUGGAACAGACCCCAUCCGAGCUUGAGGGUGAGCAGGAGUUUAGGUUGGACCCCCUGUUGGAGGACCAUGAAGCCUUGAUGGAGAAACUCAACAGCUGGAACUUCCAGAUAUUCAAUCUUAUGGAAAGAACAGGAGGAAAGACGGGGAGAAUCCUCAGCUACGUGGCGUACACUUUGUUCCAGGACACGGGUCUGUUUGAAAUCUUCAAAAUCCCAGUCCGGGAAUUCAUGACGUACUUCUGCGCUCUAGAGAACGGCUAUCGUGAUAUUCCCUAUCAUAAUCGUGUGCAUGCCACCGACGUCCUCCACGCAGUGUGGUACCUGACCACAAGGCCAAUCCCAGGCUUUCAGCAGAUCCACAACGAACACGUGACGGGAAGUGACACAGAUUCGGACAGCGGCAUCUCCCCAGGCAGAGUGUCCUACGCCUCCUCUAAAAGCUGCUCUAUCUCUGACAACAGUUAUGGUUGCUUGGCCUGGAAUGUCCCUGCCCUAGAGCUAAUGGCACUAUAUGUAGCAGCUGCUAUGCAUGACUAUGAUCACCCUGGUCGUACAAACGCCUUUCUUGUAGCCACUAAUGCACCACAGGCGGUGCUGUACAACGAUCGCUCAGUUCUGGAGAACCACCAUGCUGCCUCUGCAUGGAGUCUUUUCUUGUCACGGCCCGAGUUCAACUUCCUGUCCAACUUGGACCACGUUGAGUUCAAGCGUUUCCGCUUUCUCGUUAUCGAGGCCAUUCUCGCCACAGACCUGAAGAAGCACUUUGACUUCCUGGCGGAGUUCAAUUCCAAGGUUAGUGAUGUGAACAGCCCAGGUAUUGACUGGACUAAUGAAAACGACAGGCUGCUGGUUGGCCAAAUGUGCAUCAAGCUGGCAGAUAUCAAUGGGCCAGCCAAGGAGCGCAGUCUUCACCUGAAAUGGACAGAGGGCAUUGUCAAUGAGUUUUAUGAGCAGGGUGAUGAGGAGACAGGUCUAGGAUUACCCAUCAGCCCCUUCAUGGACCGCUCCAUGCCACAGCUAGCUAAGCUUCAGGAGUCUUUCAUCACACACAUUGUUGGGCCUCUCUGCAACUCGUAUGAUGCGGCUGGACUGCUCCCAGGCUACUGGAUCGACGAGGAGGGUUCAGAUGAGGAGGAUGAGGAGGAGGCUGAAGACACUGAAACUGAUGAUGAUGAGCUCGAUGAGGAGCUUAACCUGAAAUCCAGGAAGGGCCGGCGCCGUCUGUUCUGCAACAUCAUGCAGCACCUGACUGAGAACCACAAAGAGUGGAAAACCAUCAUGGAGGAAGAGGAGAAGAGCAAGGAGCAGCAGCAGUGUGACAGCCCGAGCCUUCCUCCCUCCUCCUCGUCCUCUGACGACAUCCAGGUCAUUCAGGAGGAAGCUGAAGAGGAGGAGCGUCAGUAGCAGCACGAGUGAGCUAAUUGGCUCUGGCAUGAAGCUCCGGGAGGGACUAAAGCGAAGGGCGCUCACUCUUGGCCCUCCCACCCCUCUAUAGAAACACAUACACACAUGCACAUAACAGACACACACGGCCCAAAUCGACACCCACAUGGAGACCCUGCUGGAUCUCCCACACUGAAAUAAGUCACUGUGCCGACACUCUAACGUUAACGCAGUUCAUGUUGUGUUGGAAGAAAAAAAAAAACAGGCCUUACUACUGUGAGAGCAUCCUUGCUGCAAAUAGUGGGAGCCCCACUUCUAUGCACUUUGACCCCACGGAGAAUAAAUGGAGAAUGAACACAGCUUUGAGGACGCUGACUUGUGUGCCGUGAGGUAGAAAAGUAAAAAAUUAAUAAAUGAAUAAAAGGAGGUAAAGAAACCCUCCAUGGUUACUCGGCUGUGAUGCUGCCUUGAACGCAGAGCUCUUAACUGUCCUGUAGGUACUUACAAUUAUUUAAAAAAAGAAAAAAAGACAAAAAAAGAUUUCAGAAACUGAAUGAAAAAUGAAAAAGACUUCAAAUAACCAUCACUUGUUACCAAAGCGAACAGUUCAAAAACACGAGGCCGAGACUAUUUCAGGCUCAGUGUCAGGAAUACUCGAGAAGCAUAAAUCAAACGUGCCUGUCUGAACCUUUUCAUUAUUUUUUUUUUUUUUUUUUUUUUUCUCCCCCCCUCCCUUCCCCCAUGUGGUCCGGAUGAUGGACUACGCAGGCUGCACUGCUCGUGCAGUCCCUCCUCAUGCUGGCGACACGAAACACUGUAUCACUGAACUCAGCCACUAGGACUUAACGUGGAAAUGCUGACAUUUGACUGAAUGAGGAAGAAGAAGAAAAAAAAAGAACAUUUAAUCCUGCAUCGUUUUCGGAUGCUUUUUUAUUCAUGUGUACCACCUGCCUUCUCUUUUAGUUUCUUUGUCAUGUUUGUUUGAAUUUUUAUGUGUGCUCAUGGGUUUUGAAAUGCUUUUUGUUUUUCUUUCUUUCCUCUUCAGGAAUGCUGAGUUGCCAAUUGUUGAAUUUUUUUGCUUUGUGAAGUCCAGCAGCGUUGAAAGCAUAGAGUACGGAACAGGGAAGCUGUUCUAAUGAAGGGAUGUUGCUUUUUUUUGUACGUUUCUGACAUAUAUAUUCUUUCACGGUUACUCAGGAUUCACGUGGAUAGAUUGUUCUGUCAAUUUCCAACAAGCCCGAACGUCUGAAUUUUCAUUUCAGUGGUAGGGAAAGGCAUUUUCUUCUGUGUUUGUGUUUUGAAGAACUUGAAAUUCAGUUUGAACAAAGAUGCUCUCCACGACGAGCAGCACCCCACACAGCGACCACUAUCCGCAUCAGCUGCCCCGAAGCUAGAACAGUCUUGUUUGUCUUUUUUUUUUUUUUUUUCCCCAACAGUCUCUU
Messenger RNA from Pygocentrus nattereri (red-bellied piranha), 4982 nucleotides. It is a transcript of the gene pde3b, whose product is annotated as phosphodiesterase 3B. Bases 217 to 3561 code for a protein of 1114 amino acids. The transcript has 16 exons. Gene Ontology annotation, molecular function: 3',5'-cyclic-AMP phosphodiesterase activity; protein kinase B binding. Gene Ontology annotation, cellular component: membrane. Lineage: Eukaryota; Metazoa; Chordata; Actinopteri; Characiformes; Serrasalmidae. The record is from RefSeq and is a predicted model, not a curated record. Gene Ontology annotation, biological process: signal transduction.